GUCAACAAAGGGAUGAGCCCCAUGAGGAAAAACACUGCCAGUGGCGUGGUCACCCCCCACACACCAUUUUCUGUCCGCCUGCUGAAAUCAGAGACUGUAACUGCAGCCACAGAGAGCAGAACGUGGCCGUCUCAGCCGAGCGUGAGGUCGAGGAGCACCAGUGGAUUUGUAAGAGCAGGGAAAAGGGAUGAGGCCUCACCCUCUGGGCCACAGCCGGGCGCCAAACAGGACUGGGUCUCCCACACUUCCCUCAGACAACUGCAGGAAAAGGCGGCGGCUGAAUAUCAGCAGGCGAGAGAAAUAAUCAAACCAUUACUGGACUCGGAAAAUGGGUUUGUGAAGGAGUUGGAGGGGUUUCUGAGCCAACGGGAUGUAACAGAGCUGAGGAGGAGGGAGCUGCUGCACAAGCGCUGGACUGAGCGUGUAUGGUUUCCCCUGCAGAGGAGAGUGGAGGAACACGUGUCCAGCUGUGGCCCCGUGGAGGCCAAGAGGCGCCAGGGCUUGUACACUCACUACCUACAUCACUGCAACACCAAGGGUUUUGUGUUUCUAGAAACGUAUGAUCUAAAGGAGUACAAUCCUUUUCUUCUCAAAAAGCUGAACUACUUCAAGCUCAAUACAGCUGACUUAAAGGACUCGUUACACCUUCAGCUACAUGAAAGACGGAGGGAAAUGGGAACAGCCCGUUCUUGUGAAGCAGGAUGUAAACACACAAGGAGACGAGUACGGAAGAUACCAGGUGAUCGUCGUCUCAGUGAGUCUGUGAUGCCUCAGGCUAGCACACCUAUACAGGCCUCAUACAGUUAUCAAGUCUCUGCAUCCAGGAGAACUCCAGCUGAGGAUGAGACUGAAGGAAGGAAGUCCAGCAGGCUCGAUACGAUACCAUACCACAUAAGUGCAACUGCCACACCAGAUGGAAGGUGCCGUCAGACCAGCUGCUGGUUCUCCAUAUGUGGAUGUCCCGUACAACCAACAACUUAAGGCCACUUCAGUCCUUGCCUACGUCCAAAUAAAAUCUUUGUUUUACACAAAUCUUCACCUCUAUUUGCUUCUAACUCACAGUUUUCCCAGGUAACAUACUUGAAAGUGUUACUGUGUAGGACUCUAGGAAACCAAGAAUGUGAUGAGAAAGUAGUGAAACAGAAACCCACAACAAAGAAAAACGUUUACUGUAUGUACAUUUUAAUCAUGCCAUUU
This is a messenger RNA of Xiphias gladius (swordfish), 1197 nucleotides long. It is a transcript of the gene fam228a, whose product is annotated as family with sequence similarity 228 member A. The record is from RefSeq and is a predicted model, not a curated record. The transcript is spliced from 9 exons. NCBI's taxonomy places the organism in Eukaryota, Metazoa, Chordata, Actinopteri, Istiophoriformes, Xiphiidae. The coding region runs from base 13 to 981 and encodes 322 amino acids.